GAAAACCUCAGAGGGCUCAAGUUUGCAUGUCAGGCCUGGGAAAGAACUGGAGAAAGAAGAGAGGUUUUCAUGUAGCCACCGAUCACUUAGACGCGGACUGGACCCCACACCCUCCGGCUCCAUUCGGCCCCAGUCUCAGCCCUAGCCCCAGCCUUGACCCAGGCCCGGGUCCAGCCAGCCCUACCAUGACAAAUGACUAUCAAGAUCUUCAGCAUCUGGACAACGAGGACAGUGACCAUCAGCUCAGACAAGCGCCACCCCCUCCCCAGCGGCUCCUGCGGAGGCUCUGCUCAGGACCCUGCUUCCUCCUGCUCUCCCUUGGCCUCGGCCUCCUGCUGCUGGUGGUUGUCUGUGUGAUCGGAUCCCAGAACUCCAAGCUUCGGGACGAGCUGCAGGCCCUGAGCGUCACGUUCAGCAACUUCACGGCAAGCACGGAGGUCGAGGUCAAGGCCCUGAGCAGCCAGGGGGGAAACGUGGGCAGAAAGAUGAAGUCCCUGGAGUCCCAGCUGGAGAAACAGCAGCAGGAGCUGAGUGAAGAUCACUCCAGCUUGCUGCUGCACGUGAAGCAGUUCGUGUCGGACCUGCGGAGCUUGAGCUGUCAGAUCGCCGUCCUCCACGGCAACGGCUCCGCAGCCACCUGCUGCCCCGUCAACUGGGUGGAGUACGAGGGCAGCUGCUACUGGUUCUCGCGCUCCGGGAAGUCCUGGCCCGAGGCGAACAAGUACUGCCAGCUGGAGAACGCGCACCUGGUGGUGGUGGGCUCCUGGGAGGAGCAGAAGUUCGUCCAGCACCACAUGGGGCCUGUGAACACCUGGAUGGGCCUCACCGACCAGAGCGGGCCCUGGAAGUGGGUGGACGGGACGGACUACGAGAAGGGCUUCAAGAACUGGAGGCCGGAGCAGCCGGACGACUGGUACGGGCACGGGCUGGGCGGGGGCGAGGACUGCGCCCACUUCACGGACGACGGCCGCUGGAACGACGACGUGUGCCAGAGACCCUACCGCUGGGUGUGCGAGGCGCGGCGCGACGCGGCCGGCUAGGCGGCCCCUCCCCUAAUUUCUUUCCUGGCCGCCUCGGCCUCCGAGGACGCUCCUGUCUGGGGGUGGGGGUGGGGGGCCUCCUCCGCCUUCUCCGGGGUUUUUGAUCUGGGAUUUUAAGGGAUGUUUAGGGGACAGUGUCUGAGGAACGCAGAGUCACGUCUGGAGGGGCGGGGAGACUGAAACCCGCUUCCCGCAGUUGACAGGUUAUUGUCGACAUUUUUUAGAGGAAGAAAAGAACAGAAUAUUCUAAAUGUUC
Suricata suricatta (meerkat) is the source of this 1296-nucleotide messenger RNA. RefSeq names its product asialoglycoprotein receptor 1-like. Gene Ontology annotation, molecular function: fucose binding; D-mannose binding. Gene Ontology annotation, biological process: biological process involved in interspecies interaction between organisms. Gene Ontology annotation, cellular component: external side of plasma membrane. The transcript has 8 exons. Bases 27 to 1040 code for a protein of 337 amino acids. The record is from RefSeq and is a predicted model, not a curated record. Lineage: Eukaryota; Metazoa; Chordata; Mammalia; Carnivora; Herpestidae.